AUGCACGUCUAUAUGGGUAGAGAGAUUGCUCCAAUAUUAUUAUGUAAUAUAGAAAAUCUGAUAACUUUAACGCGAUAUGAACGUUGGUUACAAGAACAACCACAGCUUAUACUCGAUGCAUUAUCUAUUCAGCCUGGCAUGAAAAUAGCUGAUAUAGGAGCUGGAUCUGGUUUUUUGACAAUAGAACUAGCUCAUCGUGUUGGAUCACAAGGUUCCGUAUUUGCUACUGAUUUACAGUCUCAAAUGUUAGAUUUUUUACUUCAUCGACCCGAUCUUCCUAAUAAUGUGAUCCCGAUUCUAUCUACAUCUAAACAUACAGGGCUUCCAUCAAAAACAUUUGAUCUAAUUUUAUUAGUUGAUGUAUAUCAUGAAGCUCCAAGACCUGAUAUUCUAUUGAAAGAUUUACGACGAGCUCUAAAAUCUCAUGGACGACUUGUUCUUGUCGAAUAUCGAGAAGAAGAUCCUCGAAUGACAUCUGAUCCACGACAUAGAAUGAGUGCAAGACAAGUUGUUAUGGAACUUGAAGCAAAUCGUUUCAGAUUGGUAGAACAAUUUGAACAUUUACCAUGGCAACAUCUUUUGAUUUUCAAGAAACGAUAA
Molecule: messenger RNA, 600 nt
Organism: Rotaria sordida
Lineage: Eukaryota; Metazoa; Rotifera; Eurotatoria; Philodinida; Philodinidae
Source: the annotation of a GenBank genome assembly